AUGGAUAUGACACAUCUGAGGCCCCUUUCAGAUGCAGCCCAACCAUGGCCCACCAGCAUUGUUGCUAGUGACAUUCCAGACGGGACUGGUCAGACUCUACCCCUCAAUAUGUUGACAGCUGCUGCUGAGGAGCUAUACGAUCUGAUCAACUGGCUUGACUUGAGUGCAACUCCUGAGGCAAGCCCUGCAAAGUGUUGGUCCCCUCACUCAAAAAACUUUACACUGGACCCUGUGCUUGCUUUCACGCUUCAACGUGCUUGUCAGAUUUGCUACCCUGAUGUUCCGUCUUCAGCCAAACCAGACCACAUGUUUGAUGUUGACAUGUCUUUUGGUUCUAGCAAGUCGCAGGAAACUCCCAAAAAUCUGUUCAAAGGGUCAUUUAGGAAGUUUGUCUGA
Molecule: messenger RNA, 396 nt
Organism: Cantharellus anzutake
Lineage: Eukaryota; Fungi; Basidiomycota; Agaricomycetes; Cantharellales; Hydnaceae
Exons: 2
Coding region: 1-396 (131 amino acids)
Source: RefSeq, a predicted model, not a curated record